This is a messenger RNA of Schizosaccharomyces octosporus yFS286, 939 nucleotides long. Its product is annotated as HMG box protein. The transcript is spliced from 2 exons. The coding region runs from base 1 to 939 and encodes 312 amino acids. Lineage: Eukaryota; Fungi; Ascomycota; Schizosaccharomycetes; Schizosaccharomycetales; Schizosaccharomycetaceae. The record is from RefSeq and is a predicted model, not a curated record.
AUGGCAGAAGAGCACGGUAAUCUUCAAAAGCUUUCAAACUCGGUUUCUAAACUUGAGGACGCUUUUAAAUUAGCUUUAGGAGCAUGCCAAGACAUCAAAGAAUUCCUUCCUAUUCUUAUAGCUGAGAAAGGGGCUGCUGGUAAACCUCAGGGAAAGACCGAUAAAAAUGAAAAGCUUGAAAAGCCUAAACAAACUACAAACAAGGAAUCAGCUACUUCAACUACCAAAAACGCUGAUGUAGAAGGAUCUGUUGCACCUGCUUCUGCUGUGCCAGCAACUUCUUCUGUAGAGCCAGUAGCUAGUGCUUCCCCAACCCCUAGCAAGCGCAAAGCUAGAGAUCCUGCUCAACCAAAGCGCCCUCCUACCGCUUACAACUUGUUCCAAAAGAAUCAACGAUCUGAAAUUAAGGAUUCUUUGGGUGAGAAAGGAAAUGACGUGAAGGAAGUCAACAAAGCGAUGCAUGAAAAGUGGACAUCUUUGAACGAAAAUGAACGCAAGCCUUUUGAAGAUGAGGCUGCAAAGCUUCGUGAAACUUACGAUGCCGAGAUGACCGCUUUCCAAGCUUCCAGAGAAUCUGCUUCUUCACCCGCUCCUGUCCCUGUAGCAGCAGCCGAAGCCGAAUCCCAAGGUAAUCAAGUUGCCGUAUCCAUGCCUACUACCCCUGCCAACAAGGACUACGUUGAAUUCUCCGAAACAAGACCUUUAGCUCAGGCAUCCUUGUCAUCUCCCGUCACUACUUCUAAAAAGCAAAAUAAGAAGAAGCGCUCAAGUACCAACGCUCCCGUUGAACCCCAACUUCAACAAGAAGAGGGAUCUGCAGCUGCUGACAAAACUGAAGCUAACCCUUCUCCGUCAGUUGCGAAGCGUGACAAGAAGAAACGCCGUAAAAGUUCUGUUAACACUAACAAUGCUCCAACCGCUACAGCAGCUUCUAAUUAA